Molecule: messenger RNA, 2506 nt
Organism: Corvus hawaiiensis (hawaiian crow)
Lineage: Eukaryota; Metazoa; Chordata; Aves; Passeriformes; Corvidae
Product: cytochrome P450 7A1
Exons: 8
Coding region: 274-1815 (513 amino acids)
Biological process (GO): cholesterol catabolic process; bile acid biosynthetic process; cholesterol homeostasis
Molecular function (GO): heme binding; iron ion binding; cholesterol 7-alpha-monooxygenase activity
Source: RefSeq, a predicted model, not a curated record
ACCAGAGCCAGGACAGUCCACAAGGAGAAGGGAGGGGCAACGAGCUGGCAGCUGAAGGGCAGCACGGACUGCACCCACCAGUUAGCACAGUCUGAAUCUCCUGGACACCGCUGUUUGGUUACUUUGGAACUGCUACUGCUACGUGACAUCAACUCAAGGCCAGAUCUGCAACUGUCUGCAUCAGUCCAGCAAAGCUGUCUGCAGAAAGUCACCUCUCCUGCCAUCCUGGUAGUUACCCAUUUUCCACUUGGAAGCUUGUGGGCAUUACCAGAAAUGUCCCUAACAUCCUGGCUCUGGGGAACAGCAGUAAUACUUUGUUGUGUGUCUUGGUUUCUUCUAGGGAGGAGGAGAAGGCGACAAGGUGAGCCACCACUUGAAAAUGGGUUCCUCCCAUACCUGGGCUGUGCCUUGCAGUUUGGUGCCAACCCUCUUGAAUUCCUCAAAGAAAAGCAGAAGAAGCAUGGCCACAUCUUCACUUGCCAUGUAGCAGGGAAAUACAUUCAUUUCCUCACUGACCCUUUUUCCUACCAUGCAUUGAUGCGCCAAGGAAAACACUUGGACUGGAAAAAGUUCCAUUUUGCUACUUCUGCCAAGGCUUUUGGGCAUGGUAGCAUUGACCCAGCAGAGGGAAACACCACGGAAAAUUUUCAUCACACUUUCAUUAGAACCCUUCAAGGCAAUGCCCUAGAUGCCCUCAUUGAAGCAAUGAUGGAAAACCUACAGUAUGUCAUGCUGCAGUCAAGAACACCUAAGCUCCAGUCUAAUACCUGGGUGACAGAAGGACUUUACACAUUCUGUUGCCAAGUGAUGUUUGAGUCUGGCUUUUUAACACUUUUUGGUAAAGAAUUUAAUUCAAAUAAUGACAAAAACCUAUCGUCAAAGCAGGAAACUGAGAGAGCUCAUAUCCUAAAUGCCCUUGAAAACUUCAAGGAAUUCGAUAGGAUUUUCCCAGCCCUUGUGGCAGGGCUGCCUAUCCACCUCUUCAAGAGUGCCCACAGUGCACGUGAGAAGUUGGGAGAGGCACUCCUGCACAAGAACCUCCUGAAAAGGGACAACCUCUCUGAGCUUGUCACCCUCCGCAUGUUCCUGAAUGACACCCUGUCAACCUUCGAUGACAUGGAAAAGGCGAAGACCCACGUGGCAGUGCUCUGGGCCUCUCAAGCAAACACCAUUCCUGCCACUUUUUGGACCUUGUUCUAUCUUCUUAAGAAUCCAGAAGCAAUGAGAGCUGCUACCAAAGAAGUGCAACAUGUUUUGGAAAGUGCUGAAGAGAGUAUCAGCUUAGAUGGCAAACAUAUUUCCUUGAACCGAAAACAGCUGGAUAAUAUGCCAAUACUGGACAGCAUCAUCAAGGAGGCGAUGAGGCUCUCGAGUGCAUCCAUGACUUUCCGAGUGGCCAAGGAGGAUUUCACUUUGCACUUAGAGAACGACUUCUACAACAUUCGCAAAGAUGAUAUUGUAGCUCUUUAUCCUCAGCUGCUGCAUUUUGAUCCAGAAAUCUAUGCUGAUCCCUUGACGUUCAAAUAUGAUCGCUUUCUGAAUGAGAAUGGAGAGGAGAAGACUGAUUUCUACCGGAAUGGUCGGAAGCUGAAGUAUUACUACAUGCCUUUUGGGACAGGCAUGGCAAAGUGCCCAGGCAGGUUAUUUGCUGUCCAUGAGAUUAAACAAUUUUUGGCUCUGAUGUUUUCGUGUUUUGAGAUAGAGCUGGUGGACAGUAAUGUGAAAUGUCCCUCUCUAGAUCAAUCCCGUGCAGGACUGGGUGUUUUGCAGCCAUCCAAUGACGUUUAUUUCAGGUACAGGCUGAAAUGCUUAUGAAUAUGUAUUUUUUAUUAUGCAUAUACACUAUGUACUAGUAGUACAUAAAUACACUGUAUAUACUAACAGUACUAAAUACACUGUAUGACAUACACUUUAUAUACAUUUUAUGUAUAUAUGCAAAUGAAAUACUUCAAGUCUUGGGGAAAAUCUAUAUGAAGAUGCUAAUUCACCAUUUUAAUGAAAAAUGUGCUGGUACCAGUGUGGUACCAGCAUGCAGUGGGUUUAAUGUGCUGUUUUGAUGCAAAUAUCUCCUUUUUUACCAACCAUUUUGAAAUGCAAGUUAAGAUUUUCAAUUGUGUGUGUACAAUAGCGGGGCUUUUUCUGUCAGCAAAUACUUUCCCACAGUUAGAAUUUCAUCAGCUAAUUCAUCUUAAUUUCAAAAUUGUACUAUAGUUAAAACGUAUUCUUUUCUACAAUUGAAAUGUUUGGAGGGGGGGAGGAAUGGUGGUGGUUAUCCCCACAGGUGAAAUAAAGUUUUUGUUGUAUAAAGGUAGAUCUGCAGUGAGGAGGGGAGAGUUUUCUGGGGAAAUACCUUUACGGUUUUAUGAAAAACUAGAAGACUUGAAAAAAAAUUACAAAAAUGUUCACGUUCAAGUGAAACUGCAAAACUUGUAUUAUAUUCAUUGUAAGAUACUUAUUUUCAGAGAGUGCUAACUGUGUUAAAAUAAAUUAUAUUGGCUGAACCAAA